Molecule: messenger RNA, 1683 nt
Organism: Auxenochlorella protothecoides
Lineage: Eukaryota; Viridiplantae; Chlorophyta; Trebouxiophyceae; Chlorellales; Chlorellaceae
Product: RuBisCO large subunit-binding protein subunit alpha, chloroplastic
Exons: 3
Coding region: 1-1683 (560 amino acids)
Biological process (GO): protein refolding
Molecular function (GO): ATP-dependent protein folding chaperone; ATP binding
Source: RefSeq, a predicted model, not a curated record
AUGGUGCUGGCCGCUAUUCAGAUCGUGCGCGCGGAGGCCAAGGACAUCCUGUUCGACAAUGACUCCCGUCGCAAGAUGCAGAUCGGCAUCAACAAGAUUGCCGAUGCCGUGGCCGUGACCCUCGGCCCUCGUGGUCGCAAUGUGGUUCUGGAGCAGUCGUACGGCACUCCCCAGGUGAUCAACGACGGCGUGUCAAUCGCGCGCGCCAUCGAGCUGGAGGACCCUGUGGAGAACGCGGGGGCGCAGCUGAUCAAGGAGGUGGCGGGGAAGACCAACGACACCGCCGGGGACGGCACCACCACGGCCACGGUCCUGGCGCGGGAGAUGAUCCACCUGGGCCUGCAGAGCGUGACGGCGGGGGCCAACCCGGUGAGCAUCAAGCGCGGCAUCGACAAGGCCUGCGCGCACCUGGUGGCGGAGCUGGCCAGGCGCUCGCGUCCGGUCAAGGGGUCGGACGACAUCCGCGCCGUGGCGGCCAUCUCCGCGGGAAACGACGAGAGCAUCGGGCGCAUGAUCGCCGAGGCCCUGGACAAGGUGGGCGCCGACGGCGUGCUGUCCAUCGAGUCCAGCGCCAGCAUGGAGACCACGGUGGAGGUGCAGGAGGGCAUGGGCAUCGACCGCGGCUACGUCUCGCCCCAGUUCGUCAACGUGCCCGAGCGCCAGCUGGUCCAGUUUGACAACGCGCUGAUCCUGGUCACCGACGCCAAGCUGGAGGCCAUCAAGGACAUCAUCCCCCUGCUGGAGCAGGUGUCGCGCCUGUCGCGCCCCCUCCUCAUCGUGGCCGAGGACGUGACCGGCGAGGCCCUGGCCACGCUGGUGGUGAACAAGCUGCGCGGCGUCAUCCAGGUGGUGGCCAUCAAGGCGCCCGGCUUCGGCGAGCGGCGCAAGGCCCUGCUGCAGGACAUCGCCAUCGUCACCGGCGCGGAGUUCGUGGCCAAGGACCUCGGCAUGAAGGUGGAGAGCGUGACCGCGGAGCAGCUGGGCACGGCGCGCAAGCUCACCGUGGCGGCGACGAGCACCACGCUGAUCGCCGACGCGGCCAACCGCGAUGAGAUCGCGGCGCGCGUGGCCCAGGUCAAGCGCGAGCUGGCGGAGACGGACAGCACCUACGACUCGCAGAAGCUGGCGGAGCGCAUCGCCAAGCUGGCGGGCGGCGUGGCGGUGAUCAAGGUCGGCGCCGCCACUGAGGCGGAGCUGGAGGACCGCAAGCUGCGCGUGGAGGACGCCAAGAACGCCACCUUUGCCGCGGUGGAGGAGGGGAUCGUGCCUGGCGGCGGCGCCGCGCUGCUGCACCUCUCCGAGCUGGUGCCCGACUUUGUCGCCACCCUGGAGCACCCCGAGGAGCGCCAGGGCGCGGCUAUCCUGGGCCAGGCCCUGCGCGCGCCCUGCCGCAUCAUCGCGCAGAACGCGGGCGUGGAGGGCGAGGUCAUCGUCCAGCGGCUGCUGGGCAAGGACUUUGGCGUGGGCUACAACGCCAUGCACGACCGCGUGGAGGACCUGCUGGACGCCGGCAUCCUGGACCCGGCCAAGGUCACGCGGUCGGGGCUGAUCAACGCCUGCUCCAUCGCGGGCAUCAUGCUCACCACCCAGGCCGUCAUGACCGAGCGGCCGCGCAAGGGCGGGAAGGCCCCGCCCCCCGGCGGCAUGAGCGCCGCGGGCAUGCCCGCCGGCAUGACCAUGUAG